Megalops cyprinoides (Indo-Pacific tarpon) is the source of this 3495-nucleotide messenger RNA. RefSeq names its product F-box only protein 11-like. The coding region runs from base 204 to 2843 and encodes 879 amino acids. Gene Ontology annotation, molecular function: zinc ion binding; protein binding. The record is from RefSeq and is a predicted model, not a curated record. The transcript has 22 exons. NCBI's taxonomy places the organism in Eukaryota, Metazoa, Chordata, Actinopteri, Elopiformes, Megalopidae. Gene Ontology annotation, biological process: protein ubiquitination; regulation of apoptotic process; ubiquitin-dependent protein catabolic process.
ACGGAGCAAAGAGAGAGAGGAGUACGGGGGGGAACAGUAAGAAAACAGAAACAACACCUAAAAAUAUCAUUCACAGUCGCCAUAGGUAGGGUGUUCACCUCUGAGUACUAAUGGGAAUUUAAUUAAGGUUUGUAUGUUAAAAAACUACAUCUAAAUUGGAGGGAAAGGGUUCGAAUUUUCCUUUUAGAAAAUAAACUCCCCAAAUGAACUCCGUCAGAGCCACCAACAGAAGACCCAGGCGAGUGUCGAGGCCGCGCCCGGUGCAGCCGGAAAGGAACAACCAGGAAAGAGAUGAGGACGUUCCUGCAGAUAUGGUCGCAGAAGAAUCUGGUCCAGGAGCCCAGAACAGUCCGUACCAACUCCGCAGGAAGUCCCUGUUGCCCAAGAGAACCGCGUGUCCAGCAAAGACCAGCAUGGAGGGUGCUUCCACCUCAAACACAGAAAACUUCGGCCACCGCGCCAAACGUGCAAGAGUAUCGGGAAAGUCACCAGACCUACCAGCCGCCCCUGCCGAACAGUACCUCCAGGAGAAGCUUCCAGAUGAAGUGGUCCUGAAGAUCUUCUCCUACCUGCUGGAGCAGGACCUGUGUCGGGCUGCCUGCGUAUGCAAGCGCUUCAGCGAGCUCGCCAACGACCCCAUCCUCUGGAAGAGGCUGUAUAUGGAGGUGUUUGAAUACACACGUCCCAUGAUGCACCCUGAGCCCGGCAAAUUCUACCAGAUCAACCCCGAGGAGUACGAGCAGCCAAACCCCUGGAAGGAGAGCUUUCAACAACUGUACAAAGGAGCACAUGUAAAACCAGGCUUUGCAGAACAUUUCUACAGUAAUCCAGCCAGAUACAAAGGGAGAGAAAACAUGCUGUACUACGACACCAUCGAGGAUGCCCUUGGCGGGGUACAGGAGGCCCACUUCGACGGCCUGAUAUUCAUCCACUCGUCCAUCUACACGGAUGAGUGGAUCUACAUCGAGUCUCCCAUCACCAUGAUCGGCGCAGCGCCCGGGAAAGUAGCGGACAAAGUGAUCAUCGAGAACACCAGAGACUCCACGUUUGUGUUCAUGGAAGGGUCAGAGGACGCCUAUGUGGGCUACAUGACCAUAAGGUUCAACCCAGACGAUAAGUCGGCCCAGCACCACAACGCCCACCACUGCCUGGAGAUCACCGUUAACUGCAGUCCCAUCAUCGACCACUGCGUCAUCCGCAGCACCUGCACAGUGGGUUCCGCCGUCUGUGUGAGUGGCCAGGGGGCAUGCCCUACUAUCAAGCACUGCAACAUCAGUGACUGUGAGAAUGUGGGGUUGUACAUCACUGAUCACGCACAGGGCAUCUACGAAGACAACGAGAUCUCCAACAACGCGCUGGCCGGGAUCUGGGUGAAAAACCACGGCAACCCGAUCAUCAGGCGGAACCACAUCCACCACGGCAGAGACGUGGGCGUGUUCACCUUCGACCACGGCAUGGGCUACUUCGAGAGCUGCAACAUCCACAGGAACCGGAUAGCGGGCUUCGAGGUGAAAGCGUACGCCAACCCCACGGUGGUGCGCUGCGAGAUCCACCACGGCCAGACGGGGGGAAUCUACGUGCACGAGAAGGGACGGGGCCAAUUUAUCGAGAACAAGAUCUAUGCAAACAACUUUGCCGGCGUGUGGAUCACCUCCAACAGCGACCCCACUAUCAGGAGCAAUGCCAUCUACAACGGUAACCAAGGCGGUGUUUACAUAUUUGGCGACGGGCGAGGCCUUAUAGAAGGAAACGACAUCUACGGCAACGCCCUGGCGGGGAUCCAGAUCCGGACAAACAGCUGCCCCAUCGUCCGGCACAACAAGAUCCACGACGGGCAGCACGGGGGCAUCUACGUGCACGAAAAGGGGCAGGGCGUGAUCGAGGAGAACGAGGUGUACAGCAACACCCUGGCGGGCGUGUGGGUGACGACGGGGAGCACGCCCGUGCUGCGGAGAAACCGGAUACACAGCGGGAAACAGGUGGGGGUGUAUUUCUAUGACAACGGGCAUGGAGUGCUGGAGGAUAACGACAUCUACAACCACAUGUACUCCGGGGUUCAGAUCAGAACUGGCAGCAACCCCAAAAUCAGGCGGAACAAGAUCUGGGGAGGUCAGAACGGCGGAAUCUUAGUUUACAAUUCCGGGUUGGGGUUCAUCGAGGACAACGAGAUCUUCGACAACGCCAUGGCGGGGGUGUGGAUCAAAACGGACAGCAACCCCACGCUCCGAAGGAAUAAGAUCCACGACGGGCGGGACGGCGGGAUCUGCAUAUUCAACGGAGGCAGAGGACUGCUUGAGGAGAAUGACAUCUUCAGGAACGCCCAGGCGGGGGUACUGAUCAGCACCAACAGCCAUCCUAUCCUGCGCAAGAACAGGAUAUUUGACGGCUUUGCCGCAGGUAUUGAGAUUACGAAUCACGCCACGGCGACACUAGAAGGCAAUCAGAUUUUCAACAACCGCUUCGGAGGACUGUUCCUGGCGUCUGGAGUUAACGUUACAAUGAAAGAUAACAAAAUCAUGAACAAUCAGGACGCCAUCGAGAAAGCGGUGAGCAGAGGGCAGUGCCUGUACAAGAUCUCCAGUUACACCAGCUACCCAAUGCACGACUUUUACAGGUGUCACACCUGCAACACGACGGACCGCAACGCCAUCUGCGUCAACUGCAUCAAGAAGUGCCAUCAAGGGCACGACGUAGAGUUUAUUAGGCACGAUAGGUUUUUCUGCGACUGUGGUGCUGGGACCUUGUCGAACCCGUGCACGCUCGCCGGAGAGCCGACGCACGACACGGACACUCUGUAUGACUCCGCACCCCCUAUAGAGUCCAACACAUUGCAGCACAACUGAGCUGCCCCACCCCCCACCCACCUCCCCCUAGCCCGUUAUCUUGCCCCUGAAAUCAAGAGCUUCUGCCACUCUUAACCCAGAGAGACUCCAUGUGUAAAAUAAAUCAGUGUGGAGAAGUAACAAGAUUAAAAAAAAAAAGAAAGAAACUUGAUAAAAUAAAAUAAAAAAAACUGAUAACACAAGCUGCCCAAGUUCUGAAUGGAGAGGUUUAUAUAUUUAAAAGAAAAACAUUAUUCUGCUGUCUGUGGACGUGGCGCUUUUUUUUUUCCUUUUUUCUUCCCCCUCCUUGCGGCGUUUUGAAGAUGGAAUACAAAAAAAGGUGUCGGACGGCAGACAAGUGUGUUGACUCAGAAUUCAGGGGAUUGGAGGGAGGGUGGCAGCGUGUUUCAUUUAAGGCAAAACGAGACUGCCUCAACCCCUCCCCCAAGGCCCACGGGCCCUGCUGAGGGGGGGAGAACCGAAGUGGAAAAGUCAUACUGCAGUUUUAUACAGACGAGUGUGGAGCCAUAGUCCCCCCUCCCUUUGAGGCGUCUUCUGUACAGGAAGCAGAGCCACGCCUACCCUGGCAACCGUCGGCUGGUAUAUAUGUAUGGUAAAGAAAAAAAUGUGACCUAGCACUUCGGCUUUUUUUUUUUUUUUUAAACAUGUUAUU